Molecule: messenger RNA, 2669 nt
Organism: Andrographis paniculata
Lineage: Eukaryota; Viridiplantae; Streptophyta; Magnoliopsida; Lamiales; Acanthaceae
Product: protein root UVB sensitive 4
Exons: 14
Coding region: 441-2399 (652 amino acids)
Source: RefSeq, a predicted model, not a curated record
AGAUGGAAAUGGUGUCGAGAAGAAGACGUGAGAGACAGGCGCCGACGAGCGAGAGCAACGGCACCACCAGCGUACGACGAAGGCUUGGGCAAGAAAAGGCGAGUUCUGGUCGUGGAAGUCUUAUUCCAGCGGCGACGCGCCGCUCGGAGAUUCUGGAUUGAGGCUGGUGUUGAGGCGCGCCCACGCUCAUCUUCUCAGGCGAGCCAAGGGCAAGGAGAAGCUGGUUGUUGGUGAAGGCGUUAGUCUGUGGUGGUGUCGAGUCGCACAGAAGUGACCGGCGGCGAGCGAAGGUGACUGGUCCGGAGUUGAUAGGUCCAGUCCGAUAAUGCUUGAAUGAAUCAGUGGGGAAACGGAAUUUCUGUUGGAUUCCAAGCUGGAAGGUUCACCGAGCAUUUGGGAUACUCUUGAGGGCGUGUUGGGAUAAAUGGUCUAUACUACAGAUGGUCUGGAUUCAUCUAGCUUUGGAAGUCCUGAGGGAUCCUCAAGAAUCACUGGAUUUCAGCAAUUGUAGCUCACAACUAAUCUGUUCAUCAUCUGGAUGUUCUUCUAGACCCUCAGCCCUGUCAAACUGCUUGGACACCUCCUUCAGUAUCAACCAUGAAUUCGAAGACGGAGAGCAUCUGAAAACGCAUUGCAUAAACGGUUGUGGUGCCAAAAGUUUUGACCUCCCUAUUGUGGUGCGCCACUCAGGGAAGGUUUCCAGGUGUGUGUGGGAUGGGGAGGAAUUGAAACUGGUCUGCGUGGACGGUGUUGAUGGAUCUUCUUUGGGGCAAUUAUCGUUUAAUUUUGAGGAUACAAUUAGGAAAUUGAAUAGAGUUUGUGGGGAUGCUGUGAGGAACUUCUUUCUGCCGAGGGUAGUAGGCCCAAAUUAUUUAGAGUAUGUGAAGUGGAAGUUUCUGCACAGAGUUUUCAGCUCUGCACUUCAAGUUCUUGCUACUCAGGCAAUGUUUCGGGCAAUAGGAAUUGGCUAUUUUCGAUCACUUCCAUCAGCUGCUGCGCUGAAUUGGGUUUUGAAGGAUGGGCUCGGCCGGCUGAGUAGGUGCAUAUACACUGCUUGCCUUGCUUCGGCAUUUGAUACCAAUUUGAAGAGAGUUAGGUUCUCAACAUCUGUACUGUUCAGCCUGAGCAUUGGAGUUGAGUUGUUGACUCCCGUCUUUCCCCAAUACUUCCUUCUUCUUGCGACAAUAGCCAACAUUGCCAAACAAAUAAGCCUUGCUUGCCACAUAUCAACUGGCUCUGCUGUUCACAGAAGUUUUGCCAUAGCAGACAAUCUCGGAGAAGUUUCAGCAAAGUCACAAAUUCAAACAGUAUGCUUCGACAAUAUUGGGCUUAUGCUUGCUGCUACCCUCAACAUUUUGUUCCGUAACAAUCAAAGAUUACUGGAAACUCUACCAUUUUUUGUAUACCCAAUAUUCUCGGCUUUGGACCUUUAUGGGAUUUAUCGUGGGCUAAAGCACAUCCACUUGCAGACAUUGACUAAGGAUAGGCUUGAGGAAAUAAUAUAUAUUUGGAUUCAUCAAGGACAUGUCCCGUCACCGGCCGAAGUGAGUGAGAGGGAAGGCGUUGAUUUCUUAUGGAGGAAAGGCAGGGAACUUCUGCCUAUUAGAAUUGGCUGCUUGAAUCAAAAUCAGAAAAUUCCGAAGCCGACCAUGAUGAUGUUGAGGUCCCUAAACGAUCAAGAUUUCUACUUCGUCUGUAUUGAGAGGUUGCCUCAUGAUAGUGGGCUAAACGAUGUCGGUAUUCUUCUAUGCGUACGGGAAGGAGCUGCAACAUCUGAAGUUAUUACGGGUUUAUUGCAGGCUUGUCGAAUUCGCAAUAGCCUCCUACCGGAAGGGCUUGUUUCGGCAGAUUCAGUUGUUCGUCUGUGGCCAGAAUUGAUCGAAGAAAGCAAGAAAACCGCCGAGAAUGAUGCCCCGGUGCUGAUCGAGACGAUGUCGGGUUUGGGAUGGGCUUGCAAAAAUGUUCUGCUCACCACACAGGAGCAGGAAAGAUUUGUCACUUGCCGAAACUCUCCGCCGGCCGCCGCCGGCACCGCCUCCACCCCGGUGGCCUCCGGCGCCAUUGUCACCCGCCAUAUCUUCAGCGACUUAUCGAUCCCGCCGCUGUACACGGUGAACCGCCGGUCCCCCAUUCCGCGCCAGUACCCGGCGUUCUCCUUCUCCUCGACGGCCAGGCACUUCACCGGACCGGUGUGGCCGAUCAACACCGAGAGGCAGAUGUGCCGGCCCUCGUCCCGCCGCCAGACGCAAAUGUUGGUGUCGGCGGAUCCGCUGAACACCAAAUUCCCAGACGCUGCCAGGCACAGCACCGCCAGCUUGUGCCCCUUCAGCACCCCGCCAUGGCAGAGCUCCCUCCGGCGCCUCCAGAAGUUGACGAGGCCAUCCGACGAGCCGCUGUAAAGAAACCCGCCUGAGGAAUGGUUGACGGCGAGCGCUGUGACGGCGCACUCCUGCUUGAGAAGCGUCCGCGUCGGGAAAUGCUUGGUCCCCUUCCCCUGCGACUCCCGCCGCCACACCCUGACGGUGCCGUCUGCCGACCCGGUGAAAACGAGGCCGUUGAACCCGACGGCAAUCGCGUUCACUGCAUCGCCGUGUGCUCCGCCGACGGAUUCCAUGCACUUCGAAUCGGCAACGCGCCAAACCUUAAACGUCCCAUCCCAUGACGCUGAG